Caenorhabditis briggsae is the source of this 1380-nucleotide messenger RNA. It is a transcript of the gene Cbr-dop-1, whose product is annotated as Protein CBR-DOP-1. Gene Ontology annotation, molecular function: G protein-coupled receptor activity. Gene Ontology annotation, cellular component: membrane. The transcript has 9 exons. Gene Ontology annotation, biological process: adenylate cyclase-activating adrenergic receptor signaling pathway. Lineage: Eukaryota; Metazoa; Nematoda; Chromadorea; Rhabditida; Rhabditidae. The record is from RefSeq and is a predicted model, not a curated record. The coding region runs from base 1 to 1380 and encodes 459 amino acids.
AUGAACGAAGUGCAAUGGCCACUGCUCGCGCUGUUCUCCAUCCUGAUCAUCUUGGCUCUGUUCGGUAAUCUACUAGUAUGCGCAGCUAUCCUGUGGGAUCGCUCGUUGCGGAAACAACCCGAGAACUUGUUCUUGGUGUCGCUUGCAGUCUCGGAUCUUUUGGUAUCGGUUUUAGUCAUGGUGUUUGCUGCGGUGAAUGACAUAUUGGGUUACUGGCCAUUUGGUCAAUUCUACUGUCAGUUCUGGAUCAGUUUUGACAUUACGACGUGUACGGCUAGCAUACUUAAUCUUUGUGCAAUUUCUCUGGAUAGAUAUUGGCAUAUUAGUAGACCAAUGGUCUAUAUAAGAUACUGUAAUCGUCGUCGUAUCAACUAUGUGAUUGUGCUGGUUUGGCUCAUCUCUGCUGGCAUUGGAGCUGCACCUCUUGGAUUUGAUUUCGGAUCAAAAGUUACUAUCAACAGUCUGACGGGUCUGCCAGUUUGUGAGAUGCGUCUCCCGCUCCCUUAUGCUAUUUCAAGUUCAAUGGUUUCAUUUUUCCUUCCCGCAAUGGUCAUGGUUAUCCUUUACACCAAGUUGUACCUUUACGCUCGCAAACAUGUGAGAAGCAUCAAGACUCAACUGCAACAAGCCACCUCAUUUCUGAUUAUGCAGCUUGCGUCCGAGAAAAUUCGCGAGGUAACGGCCGCAACUCUGAAGGGUGAAGCUCUACUGCCUCCCGACUCGCCGGCUACUGAACGGACUACGAUGACUGUCUCCCGCCACUACUCUCGUCGAUCGACAACGACAACAACGGCGACGCCGCGACGUGGAGACAAUAAAACUAGUUCGCAGAAUAAGGUCGAAUCAAUUCGCUCUUCAAUUUUCUCAAAACUCAAUUUCUUGUGUCCGGCGAGAUUCAAGAACCAACGCUCCCCGCAGGAUCCUCAUACACCCGCAGCACACAACCGUUCAAACAUUAGUGAUCAGAAAGCUCGCCUUACUCUCGGAGUUAUUAUGGGCACUUUUCUUGUCUGCUGGCUUCCUUUCUUUACCGUCAACAUCCUCCGAGCUUGGCUUCCAGAGAUUUUCAGCUCGAAGACUAUUAUGGCAGUUACGUGGCUCGGCUAUGCAAACUCUUCUGCCAACCCAUUAAUAUACAGUAUUUUCAACAGAGACUUCAGGCGAGCAUUCAAGAAAAUUAUCGUCAAAGUCAUUGGAUGUUGUUGGGAAGAGCCUGAUCUUAACAAGUCAAUCUCCUCAAGAUAUGCUGCGCCGGACCAAAUUGAGCGUCGUCGUUCGUGUACGAGAUCCUCGGAAUCGGCUCAUGACAACAAUAAUGAUGCAAAUGCGACUCGUCUAAAUCUCCUGUCUAAUAACAACGAGCCAACUAUUCCUGAAUAA